UUUCCUUGCAAGAGGAAACUAUUCUCUUCUCUGCCAGCAGUAAAUCACAUUUUGAAGACUGCAACUACAGACAGGAUUGGAACUCAUGUUUUCUGGAGAGGGGUUCUAUGAUAUUUGGAGAGCAAAGGUCAAUGCUUCUGGAAACUCUGAGGAAGAAAUAGAUUUUACGUAUGUUAUUAUAGGAGUUACUCUGGGAGCGUUUCUAGCAAUUGGUUUUGUAGCAGUAAUAAUCUGCAUGAUCAAAACCCAAAUGAUUGACAAUGUCUUUGGAGAGUCAGAUGGCAAAAUGGAUAGAAGAUCAAACCUGGGAUCAAGCCAAAACAGAGACGACAUCAAUGUACUAGAAAAACAAAGUACAAAUGAUCAAUAAUCCUUUUGCAAUCCACAGUUACCUGGUCUGAGGAUCAAUAGAAGUCUCUUGUACACAGGCAGGAAUCUAACCAAUACCAAUUCCUUUCUUUGUUCUUUAAUUGAAAGACUGAUUGAUUGGUUACAGGAAAAACUUACAGUACAUGCUAACUUCAAUCACCUGUACACAAAAAGCCUGCAAUCCCCAACAGCAUGGAUAUGAAGGAAAUGUAUGAGGAAAAUAAAAUAGAUGAGCUCUGCUCAUUAAUAGAUCUUGUUUAGUCUGCAAUAAGUAUAUGAUUGGUUUCUAAAAUCAAUUGAAUACAGGGUAAUCAAAAAGGUAGCAAUACAUUUCAGCAGCAGAAUUCAUGGUCAUGCCCAUAUUUUAAGUUAGGCAAGUAAUGACUGAAGUAACUUUAAAAAUCAUUAAGUUGAGUUUGAAAUAAACCAAGGCUUCUUAAGUUUUUCAGGAAAUACACAUUUUGUGUUAAUAUGAAAACAUUUCAUUCACACUAAAGUUAUAUCUUUUUUAGCUUUAGGACUGAAGCCUUUUACUGUUUAACUGUAGGUGGUAAUUUCAGCCAUUUUAAAUGAAUUACGGUCAUUUAAAAUGAAAAAUUCCUUUUUGGAAUAAUGUUUCACAUGUUUUUAGAACAUUGAAAUGAAAGCAGUUCUGUGUGCUCAAAAAGAAAAUUUCUGGAUAUCUGAAACAAAACAUUUCAUGUCAACAUACUACAAACAAGCUAAUUAUACAUUUCCAAAAUUCACCCAUCCCUAUUUUUUAGUAUAAAACAAUGCACUAAAUUCAAUCAGAAUUUGUGAAUAAUUUCAGUCUCCCAGCCCCUUCAUUCUUGUCCUAGCCUUACAUAUUCUGUAGAAUUUGAUUUCAUCAAAAUCGGUUUGCCGGGCUCCAAUUACGAACUUCUUACAGUGGGAGUGACAAUAAGAAAAAAAUAUAGCUUUGUCUCAGAACAUUUAGAAUAGUUUAAAUAAUUUUAAGUGUUUUAAACCAAAGUUUUUCUGUACACACAUCCCAGCUUUUACCUGUGAGCUGUGAGCUUGUGGCUUUGGUCUCUGUUGAGAAAAUAAUGCUAUAGAUUCUAUUCUGUUUGUUUAAAUCCACUUCUUUCAAGAAUGCUUUAUUAUAACAGCUAUUGUCAUCACAAGGUGCAAGAAAAGCAGGAAGAUUUUUGUAUUUCAAGCCAGGAUUUCCUUUGAGCUUGUGAAGACAGGCCAGCAAAUGUCAGCUGUGGGAGCUCUGAGAGCAUUUGGCUAGCAGCAAUGCCACGCUGGGCAUCCCCCGCUAUUCCUAUGGCUUCUCUCAGGAAACCCAGCAGGAUUCAAAGGCCUGAGAGGCUCACAUAGAUGGCAUGUAUGACAUUAAUAUCACAAUAUUUCACAGGCAUAGCUAUUAUGUCGCAGCAUUACAGAGCGACUCCAAGAAAAACAUUACAUUAAUUUAUUGCAACAUACAAAUAACCACUAGCUGAUCCAAAGACCACAAACUGUAAAUUAAUUGGAUCUGCCUAAACUUUUAGCUCAGGCCAAUGUCUCUAGAGAAAUGGAUUUUUUAAUCUCCCAUCUGACAUGCAUCCCUAAAGUUGACUUUUAAGCCAGUGUCUGCUCUUAGUUAUGCUACGUGGCAGAUCAUAAUACAUGAAGUUCCUUCCAGUUCUUCACUACUGUAAUAUAGCAGAAAUUAUUCAAUUAAAAAAAAAAAAAAGGCAAAUGUUAGACUGAUAUCCAACCUAGAAAUUCUACUAAGAAUUUCUAUUAUUAAGAAAUAUCACCUGAAAAUACCAUGGAAGCAAGGGCCUUCCAUCCAAUAAUCAACUUUCUGACUGUGAAAAGCUGAAAUUAACCCCACACAUUAAAGGCAGAGCUGAUGUGCUGAGUCAGGGACUUAGAGCCAACACACUGCCAAAGCAUAAGAGCAGAUAUAUCAGAAUUUUGUUUCUAUGAAGAAUAAGCAACCAUACUACUUGUAACUGUAAUAGAAAGGAUUUGAAUAUGAAUAUCACCUUAGCAAAGCAGGUAGUUUUCCAAAUGUGCAAAGGAAACCAGAUUAUAAAUUUUCCUGCAUGUUUUGAACAACAGAAUAUAAGGUUUAUUUUCAGAGAAAUUUGACAUAUUGGAAUAAAUUCCCUGGAUUACUAGGUGUCUGUUACCCAAUUCAGUAACACUGCAGUUCAUUAACAGCAUUUGCUAAUGGAUAAACUAGAGCAGUAAUGUGAUACUUGUAAGUAAUUGGUAGUGUGUACAUGUAUAAGUGAA
Molecule: messenger RNA, 2622 nt
Organism: Athene cunicularia (burrowing owl)
Lineage: Eukaryota; Metazoa; Chordata; Aves; Strigiformes; Strigidae
Gene: TMEM273
Product: transmembrane protein 273
Exons: 6
Coding region: 86-370 (94 amino acids)
Source: RefSeq, a predicted model, not a curated record